Molecule: messenger RNA, 1805 nt
Organism: Drosophila arizonae
Lineage: Eukaryota; Metazoa; Arthropoda; Insecta; Diptera; Drosophilidae
Source: RefSeq, a predicted model, not a curated record
GCUCAGAAGCCCUGGCGAAUCGUAGAGCUGGAAUAUCGGUCGUGUUCCACAAAUUUUUCUGAAAACUCUCGUUUGCUCUACUGAUUUUCAGUUAUUUGUUGUGUAAAUAUCGACACAAAUAAUGGCUGAAAAUUCAGCCAAAGAGGAUGUGACGCCGCCACAAGCGGUGAAAAAUGAUAGCGUCAAGGACAGUGAUGCAAAACCUUUGCGAAUGUCUUUUGCCGAUUGGAAGAAGAGUAGAGAGCCCAAGGAGCAGCCAGGGGAUGCUCAGGCAACUCGCAACAGUCGCAAGAACCAUAAGAAUGACAACAGACCACAGGGCAAUAAUCGCAUUUACAAUAAUAAUCACAACAACAAUAUCAAUAACAUCAACAAUUCGUUUCCGCCUCUAAGCCGACCACCGCCAUUGCCCUUUCCCUUGAUGUCCAUGGGUUUUGGUAACUUUGGUCACGGACACGGACCCGGUCCAUGCGGACCACCGCCAAUGAUGCCUUCCGGAUGUAACAUGGGUAAUAUGGGCAACAUGGGUAAUAUGGGAAAUAUGGGUCCAGGACCAGGCCCGCGCAACCAUCGACCCUUACAGCCACCACCUUUUUGGGAGGACAUGAUGUCGCCACAACAUCGACCACCACCAAUACAACCACCCAUGCCCAAGUGUCCCAGCUCAUGGAAUCUUGUGCCCAGGGAUAAACAGCGGCAAAACAAACAAAACCAGAACCAAAACAGUCAGCCUAACAAGAAAUAUAAAGCCAACACCAACAACAAGGACAGCAACAGCAACAACAAUAACAGCAGCAGUAAUAAUACCAACAGUACUACAAACAAUGCAUUGUUAGAUGCGGCAUUGAUGCCACCACCACCACCACCACCACCGGGAGGCAGCUGCAACAGUACUAACAGCUCCUCCAACAACUCAACAUCGAAUAAAAUUGUGAAGAAGAAAAAAUGUGGCGGGACUUUUGUGCAAAUUGAUGGUAAAUGGAUACAGCGACCUGAGGCGCCUCCACCACUAGAAGAAGCGCCGCCGGGCACCAAAGAAGAUCGCCAGCGCCAGUGGCGCGAAUACCGACAGGCGAUGAAGCCAUUCAAGAAUCGUGAAUUUCAUAAUUGGAAACGUACUGUGCAACGUCUCAGCAAAUUGCCGCGCGAUCAGCUGGACGAGAGGCAAUUGGAACGGCUACAAAAGGCAGAGGAAUAUAUUGGAGCACAUAAAGCCAUGCUAACCAUUAAGCAUGCCGAACAGUGGGUGCAGCAAUCUAACCGAAAAAUAGAAGCGACCGGAAGCAAUGGACAGGCUCAGGUGUUUGUGCGAAAGCCGGUGAAUCCCACAUGGCAAAAGAACACUGAUCAGAAUACACUUCAUCGGGGACCGCCGCCCGUACGAAAACAAGUGUUUGGCACUGGGCGUGCCAUUAAAGGUGGAAUUGGCGGCGAUGUGGGAAGCAUACCAAACAAUCCAACGAGACCCAUUGUGGGCCAGUUUCCGGCGCAGUCCGGACCGCCAAUUGGCGGCAACAGCGGUUACUUUGGGUACAAUAGCCAUCCCUACGUACAGGACACGGACAGCAACAAUAGCAGUGGCAUCGGCAGCGGGGCCAACAGCAGUGCCACUAGCUCCUUUUACGCUAAUUACACAAACAGCUUCAUCAAAGGUGGCACCCUACUGCCACCCUAGAAGGCUGCUCGAGCGCUGCCCUGGAGCGAGAGAUACACUUAGGUUAUAAUAUAAUUCUAUUAAUAAUUAUCAUAAGCAAUGUCAUCACGAUGUCAUUUAGGAGCCUGUGCUAUUCAUGUAAAAAUAAUUA